Fulvia fulva is the source of this 2235-nucleotide messenger RNA. RefSeq lists its product as uncharacterized. Gene Ontology annotation, cellular component: cytoplasm. The transcript has a single exon. NCBI's taxonomy places the organism in Eukaryota, Fungi, Ascomycota, Dothideomycetes, Mycosphaerellales, Mycosphaerellaceae. Gene Ontology annotation, molecular function: magnesium ion binding. Gene Ontology annotation, biological process: dephosphorylation; L-serine biosynthetic process. The record is from RefSeq and is a predicted model, not a curated record. Bases 1 to 2235 code for a protein of 744 amino acids.
AUGUCUAACCAAGCAGUCAACACGAGCCCUCUCAGCACACACGAGCCAGGCGUCGUUGGGAUCUAUGGCGUCUCAGGUUCCGGCAAGUCUACCAUCAAAACUAACCUCAGUCAAGCCCUGGCACAAGAAUUCAUCUUCUACGAGGGUACAGAAGUGCUACUCAAGGCGGUCAAGCGCGAUCUACAAGCUUUCAAGAACUCAGACGAGCAGACCAGACUACAGGGACGCACACAAGCCAUUCGAAACAUUGUGCAGUCCAGUACAGAGUCUGGCAAGGUAGCCGUUGUCACUGGACACUUUGCCUUGCCGUCGAAGCAGGAAUCCAUCUUCCACGAAAUAUGGACACCCGCAGACGAAGCCUCCUACAAUCUCAUUGUCUACCUGGAAGUCUCGCCCGACCACCUUGCCAAAAGGAUCAACCAAGACGAGAACAGGGGUGAUCGCAAAGUCCGCGAUCCAGAGCAGCUCCGUGACUGGCAGGAGCAAGAGAUUCACGGUCUACGUGCCAAGUGCUACAGUAACAACAUCUUGUUCGUAUCUGUCAACAAUGAUGAUCCGAGCGCCGCCAAGAUCACCAUCGAGAAGAUCCUGAAAGCUUUCAGCAGGCACAGUGAGAAGAAACAAUCUGCUCAGCUAUUGUCAAAGCUUGAGAGCAUCUUCGGUCCCGCUCCGCAGAAGAAGGAAGACCCGAAGCCACACGAUGCCGUACUGGUCUUUGACGGCGACAAGACUCUGGCUUCACAAGACACUGGUGAACUGAUGUUGCCCAAGACGAACACUUCCGACCAGGCCACUCCACUCAAACAGCUCUUCUCUAGUGACCUUGGCUACUCCUUCGCGGCCUGGAGCCAAGCUGCUCUACUCUACGACGCUCUCGGUGAUGAUGCCGCCUUCGACAAGCAGUGCGAGGAUGUCGCUGUUCAGGUCAACAUACACCCAGUGUUCGUCGAGAUGUUGAAGUCGACCCGAGACACCAAGCAUGUUCGAGCCAUCGUAGUCACCUGCGGAUUGCAGCGCGUGUGGAACAAAGUGUUGGAAAAGGCCGGUCUCUCUGAUGUACUUCGUGUCGUUGGGAGUGGCAGAUUCUCCGAGGGCUUUGUGGUCACACCUGAGGCUAAGAAGCAAGUUGUCGAGCGCCUACAGAAGGGCUAUCGGCAGUACGUCUGGGUCUUUGGUGACAGUGAGAGUGAUCUACCAAUGCUCCAGGCCGCUGAUGAUGCGAUCCUGGUCGUUGAUGGUCAGAAGAGGAGUCAAAGCACCCAGGACAAGAUCAGGGCUGCUUUGAGUGAUGGCCUCCGUCCGCGCCAGCUGCUCAUGUCUGGACCUGGCUCAUCUUGGCUCAAAGAUACCAGGGCACCGGUCAUCUACAUGAACAACCUGGAGUUCCGCAAGGCUCUAUCUGGUGACUUCCACCUCAUGCACACCUCCGACACAUCUGCCUGCAAACUCCUCGCCACACCCAUGCGCGACGCCUCCAUCAGCAGCGCUACUCUCCGCAAAGCCCACCAGAACGCCGGCGAGUAUAUCGCCCGAGAGCUCAUCGCCAAGAAGAUUGGCUUACAGCAGUACGACACCGACCAUGUACAGGAAGGCAAGACCACCGAUGGCUGGCGCCUCUUCCACGAGAACAAAAUCACCAUCAUCGCCCUGAUGCGUGGCGGCGAACCUAUGGCCCUCGGCGUCAGUGAAGUCUUCCCACAAGCUAUGUUCCUCCACGCCAAGAAAGCGACAAACGUGCUGCCAGAGCAUCUUCACGGACAGUCGACUGUCAUCUUAGUUGAUUCCGUGAUCAAUGGAGGUGGUACUGCCGUGGAGUACGUCAAGCGUGUGCGUGGUCUUCGUCCGACGAUACAGGUUGUGGUCGUCACGGGUGUUGCGCAGAAGGAUGCUGUGAAGGAGAAAGGUAAGAUGGAGGAGCAGCUUAAGGGUUGUGGAGAGGUGACUGUGGUUGCUUUGAGGGUUUCGGAGAAUAGUUACCAGGGUAAAGGUGGGACUGAUACUGGUGCGAGGUUGUUCAAUACAACGGAGCUGGAGAAGGGAAGAGAAGAUGGUCAGCAGGAUGGCCAGCAGGAUGGUCAAGAGGAUGGUCAAGAGGAUGGUCAAGAGGAUGGUCAAGAGGAUGGUCAAAAAGAUGGUCAAGAGGAUGGUCAAGAGGAUGGUCAAAAGGAUGGUCAAGAGCAUGGUCAAGAGCAUGGUCAACAGGAAGUGGUAGCACAGCCAGGAUCCGCAGCUUAG